Molecule: messenger RNA, 1236 nt
Organism: Penicillium canariense
Lineage: Eukaryota; Fungi; Ascomycota; Eurotiomycetes; Eurotiales; Aspergillaceae
Product: tyrosine--tRNA ligase TYS1
Exons: 12
Coding region: 1-1236 (411 amino acids)
Biological process (GO): tyrosyl-tRNA aminoacylation
Molecular function (GO): tyrosine-tRNA ligase activity; ATP binding
Source: RefSeq, a predicted model, not a curated record
AUGGCAUUGACGAAGGAAGAGCGUCUGGCUCUCAUCAACGAGAACUUGGCCGAAGUUCUGAACCCCGAGAUCAUCGAGGAUGUUUUGGACCGUGGGGAGACCCUGAAGAUCUACUGGGGUACUGCGACGACAGCCUCGCUGUUCAGGGAGUGGCUCUCGCUCAAUGCCGACGGCCUGAUGCGACUGGAGGCGAAUUCUGGCCUCUCCGCGCCCCACCCCCUCCAAAUUAUGAAGAUCGCACAGUUCCUUCAAGCCGGAGCAGCAGUGAAAGUGUUGCUUGCAGAUGUGCACGCCUUCCUUGACAACCUGAAGGCGCCGAUCGAGCUGGUCGAGGAGCGCGCUAAGUACUACCGUUUCUGUAUUACUGCCCUUCUCCGCGCCGUAAAUGUGCCGGUCGAGAAACUCGAGUUUGUGCAAGGUAGCUCCUACCAGCUGACUCCGAAAUAUACCAUGGAUGUCUACAAGUUGUGCUCCAUCACAUCCAGCCACGACGCGCGUAAGGCGGGUGCAGAGGUUGUCAAGCAAACGGAUAACCCUCCUAUUUCUGGACUCAUCUACCCGUUGCUCCAAGCUAUCGAUGAGGAAUACCUGGGGGUCCAUGCUCAAUUCGGCGGCGUUGAUCAGCGAAAGAUCUUUGCUCUUGCUAAAGACGUUCUUCCCCGCCUCGGCUACAAGGAGCGUGCUCACCUCAUGAACCCUCUCGUGCCUUCGCUUUCUGCUGGUAAGAUGAGCAGCAGUGAGCCUAACUCCAAGAUUGAUCUCCUUGAUACACCCGAUGUGGUGGCUCGGAAGGUCAAGAAGGCAAACGCCGCCCCGAAGCAGGUGCACGAGAACGGCCUAAUCUCUUUCGUUGAGUAUGUGCUGCUUCCGGCUAGUGAGCUGUUGGACGGAGAGCGAUGUUUCAAGGUUGAGAAGGACGGCGAGACCCUUGUGUACAAGGAUAUCGAAGCUCUGAAGAAGGAUUAUGAAGCGGAUGUGCUCUCCCCCCAAGCGCUGAAACCCGCCGUCACCGAAUCUCUGAACCGCCUUUUGGCUCCCAUCCAAGCCGAGUACCAAGCCUCGCAAGAAUGGCAGGAGACCACGAAGAAGGCGUACCCCGCCGAGCAACCCAAGGAGAAGAAGGUGAAGAAGGUAAAGGACAGGGGCAACAGACGCCCUGCCGUUAAGCCUGAGGAGAAGGGUGCUACCGAGGAGAAGGGCACCACUAACGCGAUGGAGAACCUGUCGGUGAACUGA